This is a messenger RNA of Actinia tenebrosa (Australian red waratah sea anemone), 3507 nucleotides long. RefSeq names its product adhesion G protein-coupled receptor B1. Lineage: Eukaryota; Metazoa; Cnidaria; Anthozoa; Actiniaria; Actiniidae. Gene Ontology annotation, cellular component: plasma membrane. Gene Ontology annotation, molecular function: G protein-coupled receptor activity. The record is from RefSeq and is a predicted model, not a curated record. Gene Ontology annotation, biological process: G protein-coupled receptor signaling pathway; cell surface receptor signaling pathway.
AUGGCGGACACUGGUGUGGUUUGGCGAAAAUCACUUUCAUUUUUACCUGAAAUUUCGUAUCCAAAUGUACUUGAGCACUUAAAAGGCUGUGGUAAAAAGAACAUUGGUGAAAAAGGAUACAAAUUCUUUGCCGAAGCUUAUAUUCACGAUGUACAUGUUGCCAAAAUGCCAGGAAGUAUUCAUACGACGAAAGUCAAGGCACAGUGCUAUCGAAGCCAGAGGAAAACGGAAUCCCCGCAUUCAAUGGAGCUAGAAGUUGGGACUGAAGAUAAAAAAACUAAAAUAAUCAAAGCCAAAUGUUCGUGCAAAGCCGGGAAUGGAGGACACUGUAAUCACUUAUUUGGAUUAUURUAUACGCUGAAUCACUGGUUUAUGUUAAAUCUCAAUGAGAUUCCAGCAGACAAAACAUGCACAACUACACCAACUGCCUUGAGGACUACAAAAUCAAAUACAACAGAAUCAACUCAGCCAUCAAUAAGCACACCUGUGUCCAGGAAAACACAACCUGACGAUGCAGGAAGAAUAACAACAACGAAAGUUACUACUGUACAGAUUGUAAUCAAACCCACUUCUUUAAAAACAGCUAAAAUCAAAAACUCAACUAAGCUAAGUAAAAGUACGCCACUACCAAACAAAACCAAGCUUACAAUAAAGACCCCACGAGGAACUACUCCCACCAAUAAAGGGAAACCAGUGAAAGUUUGCUCGAGUGAAGAGAAAGAUGGGAUAUUCUGGCCAAAUACUCCCGUAAGACAAGUAGCUUUUCAACCAUGCCCGCGAAAUUCAACAGGAAAAGCUUCUCGUGAGUGUUGGAAGAGGAAAUCGAGUGGAGCCUGGGGCGAAGUGAAUUUAUACGGUUGCGUCUCUUCGGGAUAUAUGAAAAUAAAAUCCGAGAUAGAAACCUGCACUCCAGUGGGAGGAAACAACUGCUCGUCAUCUGAUUACCAGAAAAUCCUUCAAGAUCUGGUGAACAUAACAGCGCAGAGCAGCCAACCAGACCCCCUGCAAGGUGGAGAUCUUAUGAUCGCCGUGGAAAGCUUGAAGAAUAUUUACAACCAUUCCAAGAUAGUCAACGUGCAAAUCAAUAAACAGUACGUGGACACAGCUAGUAACCUGAUGACAGUCAAUAAUGCGAGGACCUGGAAACAAGUACAACAGAAAGAAAAUAAGAGUCUGGCGCUGGAUAUUGUGAGUCUUUUGGAAGGUGUUGGUUUUCGAUUGGAUGAUGCUAUUGAGAAAAACAUGAGUCGUAAAACUAUCUUCAUACCAUCAGUAAACAUCGCCAUGAGAAUCGACGUACUAAACUCAUCGAUAAAGCUUAGAGAAAGAGGAAUUCAAUUCCAGUUCAUGAACACGUCUGUUUCCAUUCCUGGUGAGCUGUUCUUGAAUGACGUCACAACCAAGGCUGUAACAGUCAUCUUGCCGACCCUUAGUCACGUGUUAACUGUAGGGCGUCAACCCGAAGAGAAACUGCUGACCAAUGUGACAGAAGACCAGGAAAGCAAUAGAUAUGGAACAACAGUGGUGUCUAGCACUGUUUUACCUAAAAGAAAAGUUCUAAAAGCACCGAUCAAAAUUCAACUAAAAAAUAUCAAGUUCCCAAACAGCUCCAAAGUUACUUGUGUCUCGUGGAGUCUGGGAAGCUCUCAACGUACAUGGUCAAAAGAGGGUUGUCAGCUGGUCGAAAAUGAGUCUGACAUGGAGAUGACUACCUGUAUCUGUAAUCACAUGACUCUGUUUGCCGCUUUUAUGGAUCCUUACGGAAAAGACGUUCCUGAUCAUCACAGUAUAGGGCUCGAAAUCAUUUCACUGGUCGGAUGUUCAAUCUCUUUAAUUGCUAUUAUUGCUACGUUUGUCGUCAGUCUUUUCCAUUGGCAGAAACUGAAGUCCCCAAGAUCAGAGAUUCUACUGAACAUCUGUUUUGGCAUCGCUGCUGUCUGCAUACUUGUCUUGGUAGAGAAACAUGCACGGAGAGAUAAGAUAUCAUGUAUAUUGGUAGCAAUAUUACUCCACUACUUUCUUCUAUCUGUCUUCACGUGGAUGCUGUGCGAGGGAGUCUUACUUCGUAUGGUAUUCUUCAGUGAUAUCACUGGUUCAGGUCGAAGCAAGAUGAGACACUUCUACUGCUUUGGAUGGGGAUUUCCAGUGCUGAUUGUAGGCAUAAGUGCAGGAGCGACAGGUUUAGAUGGUUAUGGUGAACCAAAUCAUCUAUGUUGGCUCUCUACUGUUGGUGGUCUUUCGUGGGCUUUUGUAGCACCAGCAAUUUGUGUAGUUUUGGUCAAUUCUAUUAUCUUAGUGUCUAUCAUGAAACGGAUGUUCGGGAUUCAACAAAUCAAAAAUAAACGUCGAGCUCAACGUAUUGUGUUGGGUGUCAGGGCAAUGGUUGUUAUUCUUCCCCUUCUUGGCAUCACGUGGGUGUUUGGGCUUCUUGCAUUCAGCUCCGAUACCAUAGCAUUCAAAUACCUUUUCGCAAUCUUCAAUUCUCUUCAAGGAGUAUUAAUUUUUGUCUUCCAUUGUGUUCUCGAUAACAAGGUUCGAGAAGCCAUAAACAGCAGUCAAAGAAGAAGGCAAUCAAUGCCAAUGUCAAUAACCAGAAUUCGCCCUAUUGGAAAGGAAGACAAGCCACACGAAAGGCAUCCCUCUCCCCCAGCCGUUAGACUCUUCUCUUUACAACGAGCUGAAAAAGAUCUAGACUCGAGUAAGAACUGGGGUGAUUUAUGGGCUCAACAGGAUAUAAAACACGCUGUGGAGAUGACAAAUGGCAAAGAUGAACGUGGAAAGACAGAAGAGAAUUAUCCUCGCACGCUUCGUACGUCAAGCUUGAAUUUUGAACUGACAAAUAAAGAAAUCCAAGGACAAGAUGGAAAUAUUGAUCAUCCGCAAGUUACGUGAUACCAUCUAGUCGGUACACAUGGCAAGUGGCUAUAGCUACUAACUGUAGGAUUCAGGACUCCUGCCAAUGGUGGAGCCAAUAAUAGGACUUGAAUGCUAACAAUGCUCAUAAAACGACUUUAAGAAAAUGUCGUAAAUUAUCAGCAAUUGCGGGCUUUCGACAUUGUUAUACUAGCCAAUCGAAACCGUUACAGUUGGACUCCACACAGACUGGUAGACGGCCUUCGGAGACAGAAAGGAACGCGGGCUCUAGGAACUCCAGCUUUUUUCAAACCUGAGACAUAAAGAAUAUUUUAUGAAAACAAAAAUACCUGCUUCCUGCUUUAUUCCACACAUGCUGGAAAUCCUCCUAUGCAGAUUUAUAUUUCUCCAAAUUGGUGACUUGAAGUGUUAUCAGUCAUUUUACUUUUUUCUUGGGAAUGAUAAACUUUAGGCAGCCUGCAGUGAGUAAGAGGGUGGCAAUGGGGGUAUACCCAAUUAUCAGUUAAUUAAACUUGUUUCUGGGGAAGGAUUUAAUAAUAAUAACACGGUUAUAUUCGCCAAUUCGUUACAAUUUCUCGACUUGGAUCGAGUGAACUUAUGACAGAAUUGCAAAUAAAAGAUGAAAAUAUAAAA